UUUGAUGACCCCCAUUUCUUUUCAGAAUAUUUAAAAGAUGCUUCAAAGAAGACGAAAAGUGGCCUGAUGUUUGUAAAAUUGGUUAACCCUUGUUCAGGGGAAGGAGCCAUUUACUUGUUCAAUAUGUGUCUACACCAGCUGUUUGAAAUCAAAGUUUUCAAGGAAAAGCACCACUCUUGGUUUAUAAAUCAGUCAGUUCAAUCAGGAGGUCUCCUGCACUUCGCCACACCCAUGGACCCCCUGUUUUUGCUCCUCCACUACCUCAUACUGGCCAACAAACAGGGAAAGUUUCAGCCUCUAGAUCAGGUGGUGGUGGAUGAUGCAUUUCCGAAUUGUGUCUUGUUGCUGAAACUUCCUGAACUUGAGAAAGUACUUCACCACGUGACAGAGGAAAAAGAAAUAGGCAACAAGAAAUAUUACAAGUAUAGCAAAGAGAAGACAUUGAAGUGGCUGGAAAAAAAGGUUAAACAAACUGUGGCAGCAUUAAAAACCAGUAAUGUCACUGUCAGUGCUCGGGUGCAGUCAUCUGCAUUUUUCUCUGGUAACCAGGUUUUGAGUGACAAGGAAGAGGAUUACAUUCGUUAUGCCCAUGGUCUGAUAUCUGAUUAUAUCCCUAAAGAAUUAAGUGAUGACUUAUCCAAAUAUCUAAAGCUUCCAGAACCUUCAGCUCCAUUGCCAAACCCUCCAUCAAAGAAACUAAAAUUAUCAGAUGAGCCUGUAGAAGCAAAAGAAGAUUACACUAAGUUUAACACAAAAGAUUUCAAGACUGAAAAGAAAACAAGCAAAAUGACUGCAGCUCAGAAGGCUUUGGCUAAAGUUGACAAGAGUGGAAUGAAAAGUAUUGAUGCCUUUUUUGGUGCAAAAAAUUCUAAAAAAAUUGGAAACCUUCAAAACUCUAAAAAAUAAAGCCUAAUAAAGCAAAAAGCAUCUUUUCUUUU
Ictidomys tridecemlineatus (thirteen-lined ground squirrel) is the source of this 938-nucleotide messenger RNA. Lineage: Eukaryota; Metazoa; Chordata; Mammalia; Rodentia; Sciuridae. The record is from RefSeq and is a predicted model, not a curated record.